Papilio machaon (common yellow swallowtail) is the source of this 6276-nucleotide messenger RNA. RefSeq names its product Down syndrome cell adhesion molecule-like protein Dscam2 (gene Dscam1). Gene Ontology annotation, cellular component: plasma membrane; axon. The coding region runs from base 247 to 6201 and encodes 1984 amino acids. The record is from RefSeq and is a predicted model, not a curated record. Gene Ontology annotation, molecular function: cell-cell adhesion mediator activity. Lineage: Eukaryota; Metazoa; Arthropoda; Insecta; Lepidoptera; Papilionidae. Gene Ontology annotation, biological process: homophilic cell-cell adhesion; axon guidance; dendrite self-avoidance. The transcript is spliced from 41 exons.
CGUACUUACUCAUUCGACGUUGUUAGCUCGGACGAGACGGUCGCUGCCUCUCGUCUUAUCGCGCGUGUUGUGUCCUAAAGUGUUGUGGCCGCUGCGCUGAAGCGCCUCCUUCAUCUCGCAGAUUCGGGCAGCGCCCGGCCGCAUCGCGGCCUGUGAAGUUUUUUGUUUUUUAUUCACGUCAUUUUUGAUUUUAUUUCCUUGAAAGUGACAAAAGUGAUUUGUGAAGUGCUGAGUGACUGUGUCAACAUGAUGUUACCCGUACUCACCGCCCUCGUGGCUCUGCUCUCUAUAGGAGCAGUGCACUGCGAGGAUGAAACUAUCGGACCUAUAUUCAUGAAGGAACCCCCGAACCGAGUAGACUUUAGCAACACGACCGGCGCCGUAGUUGAAUGUGCUGCACGAGGAUCCCCCACCCCUGACGUUAUCUGGGUGAGAGCUGAUGGUACCGCUGUUGGAGACGUACCCGGAUUGCGACAGGUUUUGCCGAAUGGAAACCUCGUAUUCCCACCUUUCCGUGCGGAGGACUAUCGUCAGGAAGUACAUGCUCAAGUGUAUGCUUGUCUGGCAAGGAACCCUGUCGGCACCAUUCAUUCCCGUGACGUUAAUGUGCGAGCUGUUGUUGCCCAGCGUUACGACACUGAUGUCAACAAGGAGUAUGUCAUUAUGGGUAACAGCAUCAUACUCAAGUGCCAGGUCCCAUCCUUCGUAGCAGACUUCAUCGACGUUCUCUCAUGGCAUACCGAUGAAAACGAGGACUUUUAUCCGGGAGAAAAUUACGAGGGGAAAUACCUAGUACUUCCAUCUGGUGAAUUACAUAUCCGUGAUGUUGGCCCUGAGGAUGGUUACAAAUCUUACCAAUGCCGCACUAAGCAUAGACUUACUGGAGAAACUCGAUUAUCCGCUACUAAGGGACGAUUAGUUAUCACAGAACCCGUUGGCUCUAAAUCGCCUACAUUUUCUAACGAUGUUCAAUUCUCUGGAAUAACUCGUAAGACCGGUCAGGACUUUGCACUCUUGUGCCAGGCUCAAGCGUAUCCCGUUCCCAUAUUCAGAUGGUACAAGUUCAUCGACGGCACAACAAGGAAGCAGCCCGUUGUACUAAACGACAGAGUGAAGCAGGUCUCUGGAACUCUUAUCAUUAAAGAGGCUAAAGUGGAGGAUUCCGGAAAAUACUUGUGCGUUGUCAAUAACUCUGUCGGUGGUGAAUCUGUUGAAACUGUUCUGACUGUGACCGCUCCUCUCAAGGCAACGGUAGAACCUGCUACUCAAACAGUCGAUUUCGGCAGACCCGCUGUCUUUACUUGCCGCUACGAGGGCAAUCCCAUUAAGACUGUGACAUGGCUCAAAGACGGCAAGGAUAUGAAUCAUCAUGACGCUAUCCUAAGAAUUGAAUCUGUUAAGAAAGAGGACAAGGGCAUGUACCAGUGCUUCAUCAGGAACGACCAGGAAAGCGCCGGCGCCAGCGCUGAACUCAAACUCGGAGGACGAUUCGAACCGCCUCUAAUCCGUCACAGCUUCGGUGAACAAACUCUACGCUCCGGCCCACCCCUGCGAUUGAAGUGCGUCGCAUCCGGCAACCCCACCCCCGACAUCUCCUGGCUGCUCGACGGCGAUAAGCUGAGCAGCGGCGAGCGUCUGCAGAUCGGACAGUUCGUCACCGCCGAUGGCAACGUCGAGUCACACCUCAACAUCUCCUCCGUACACACCAAUGACGGCGGCUUGUACUCCUGUAUCGCGUCCAGCAAGGUCGGUAGCGCAUCUCACGCGGCUCGCGUCAACGUGUACGGCUUGCCCUACGUCAGACCCAUGAAGAAGCGGCCCGUCGUCGCCGGAGACACGCUCAUCGCGCACUGCCCCGUCGCCGGAUACCCCAUUGAGUCCAUCGUCUGGGAACGUGACAACCGUGUACUGCCCAUCAACCGUAAACAGAAGGUGUAUCCUAACGGCACCCUUGUGAUCGAGAAUGUGGAGCGCAUGAGUGACCAGGCCACCUACACCUGCGUCGCCAAGAACUCGCAGAGUUACACCGCAAAGGGAACUUUGGAAUUGCAAGUUAUGGUGCCGCCUCAGAUUUUACCGUUCGAAUUCGGCGAUGAGCCGGCGAAUGCGGGCGAGUUGGCCUCCGUCACAUGCGCAGUCAACAAGGGCGACCAGCCUCUCGACAUCUCCUGGACCCUCAACGGACACGCCCUGCGUAGGAACAACGACCUCGGGGUCACCAUCACUAACAUCAAUAAAAAGACCUCCAUACUUAAUAUCGAUUCCGUGAGCGCCAUCCAUCGUGGCCUAUAUUACUGCGUGGCCAAAAAUGUAGCCGGCGCCGCAAACCACAGCGCUGUACUUGAAGUGAACGUUCCUCCACGUUGGAUUCUUGAGCCCACUGACAAAGCUUUCGCUCAAGGCUCUGAUGCUAAAGUCGAAUGUAAAGCCGAUGGCUUCCCCAAGCCUCAAGUGACAUGGAAGAGGGCAGAAGGGGAUACGCCUGGCGAUUACAAAGAUCUUAAACCCAACAAUCCUAAUGUAAAAGUUGAGGACGGAACAUUGAGCAUUAACAAUAUUCAAAAGACAAACGAAGGUUACUAUCUCUGUGAAGCCGUCAAUGGAAUUGGAUCCGGUCUUUCCGCUGUUAUUCUGAUCAGUGUACAGGCACCUCCUCAAUUCGAAAUUAAAAUGAGAAACCAAACUGCGCGCCGAAGCGAACCAGCCGUUCUGCAAUGCCAAGCUAAAGGUGAAAAGCCCAUUGGAAUCAUCUGGAACAUGAACAACAAACGCUUGGAACCGAAAUCCGACCCCCGCUAUACGAUCCGCGAAGAGAUUCUGCCCGGAGGAGUAGUCUCUGACCUAAGCAUCCGACGCACUGAAAGAUCCGACAGCGCCCUCUUUACUUGCGUAGCAACCAAUGCCUUUGGAUCCGAUGAUACCAGCAUCAAUAUGAUUAUCCAAGAGGUACCCGAAGCUCCAUAUGGCUUGAAAGUACUCGACAAAUCUGGCAGAACCGUACAGCUGUCUUGGGCCGCGCCUUACGAUGGCAACUCUCCCAUUAAGAAAUUCCUCAUUGAAUACAAAAGGGCUAAGGGCAACUGGGAAAAGGAUAUCGACAGAGUGCUCGUCCCCGGCGACGCCACCGAAGCUGGUGUAUUUAGCCUCCGCCCCGCAACUGCCUACCACAUCAGGAUCGUAGCUGAGAACGAAUUGGGAACCUCUGAGCCGUCCGAGACCGUCACUAUCAUAACCGCGGAAGAAGCGCCCACUGGCAUGCCUCAAGAUGUUAAAGUCGAUGCUGUUGACAAACACACACUACGAGUUACAUGGAAACCUCCCCCACCUCAGGACUGGAAUGGUGAACUCCAAGGAUACUACGUAGGCUACAAACUGGCUUCCAGCAACAAAUCGUUCGUGUUUGAGACCGUCGACAUCUCUAAGGAAUCUGGCAAGGAGCAUCAUCUCGACAUUUUGAAUCUGAAGACCUACACUCAAUACGCGAUCGUGGUACAAGUAUUCAACAAGAUGGGGUCUGGACCGGUGUCCGGUGAGGUCCGCGCCUACACCGCCGAAGGUGCCCCCUCCGCGCCUCCUCAAGACGUCCUCUGCACCACUCUCACCGCACAGACCAUCCGCGUCUCCUGGGUCUCCCCGCCUCUCGCCGCCGCUAACGGACUCAUCAAAGGCUACAAAGUUAUCUAUGGACCUAGUGACACUUGGUAUGAUGAGAAAUCGAAGGACACAAAGAUCACAGCGAGCAGUGAGACCAUUUUGCACGGACUGAAGAAAUUCACCAACUACUCGAUGGAAGUGCUGGCGACCACCAACGGCGGCGACGGCGUCCGCUCCGCACCCAUACACUGCCAGACUGAACAAGAUGUUCCCGAAGCACCCCGCGCUGUAAAAGCCCUGGUUAUGGGAGCCGACUCUAUCCUGGUGUCAUGGCGGCCGCCCGCGCAGCCCAACGGCGUCGUUACACACUACAACGUCUACACACAAGCACAGAACACAGAACCUCAUCCAAAUAAGGUACCAGCUUCUCAAACGAGCUACUCCGCAACAGAACUGAAGCCCGGCCGCUACGACUUCUGGGUGACGGCUUCCACCAUCAUCGGAGAAGGUCAACCCUCAGCCACCGCAUCCUGCAGCCCCAACGACAAAGUUCCCGCUAAGAUCGCGUCAUUCGACGAAUCAUUCACUGCUACGUACAAGGAAGACGUCAAACUGCCCUGCCUCGCCGUCGGUGUGCCCUCGCCUAACAUCAUCUGGAAGGUAAAAGGUCAGCCUCUGGAGAGUUCUGAGCGCGUACGUCAGCUGCCGGAGGGUUCUCUGCAGAUCGCGGGCGUGGCGCGAGAGGACGCCGGCGAGUACUCCUGCCACGUCGACAACCAGUUCGGCACCGACACUGUCACACACACGCUCUCCGUACUCGCGCCGCCGUUCCCGCCGCAGCUGAGCAUCGCGUCCUCCUCCGUGUCGUCUCUGACUCUGCGCCUCAAGCCCUCGCUGGAGGCCGAGCAGUCUCCCGCAGCCGGGUACACCAUUCACUACAAACAGGAAUUCGGCGACUGGGAAACUGUACAGAUUCCUAGCAACACAGAUACGUACACUUUAGAGAACUUGUUCUGCGGAUCCAGAUAUCAGCUUUACGUCACUGCUUACAAUGGUAUCGGCACUGGCGAGGCGUCUGACGUAGUGAUAGCUCGCACGCGGGGCUCCAAGCCGCCAGUGCCGCGCGCCGCCGACUUCAUCGAGGUCGGCAGCUCCUCCGUCACUCUGCAUCUCAAGCAGUGGCUGGACGGCGGCUGCCCCAUGAGCCACUUCGUCGUUGAGAACAAAAAGAAGGGAGCCGCUGAAUGGAACCAAAUUUCCAAUGCCGUGAAGCCCGGAGGCAAUUUCGUUGUGCUCGACCUGGAACCCGCAACUUGGUAUGUACUGAGGAUCACCGCACACAACAAUGCCGGAUUCAACGUCGCCGAAUACGAAUUCGCUACUCUCACCAUGACCGGAGGUACGAUCGCUCCCGCGCGCGACGUCAACGACGGCAACCUCACCACCGAACAGACCAUCAAGAUCAUCCUGUCACAUCUGAAUCUUAUCGUGCCCGUGGUCGCGGCCAUCCUCGUCAUUAUCAUAGCCAUCGUUGUCGUGUGCGUGGUGCGCGGCGCCAGGGACCACCACCACAAAGACGACGCAGUGUACAACGCAUCGCAAGCCGCGCUGGGCGGAGGCGCGGGCACACUGGACAAGCGCGGCGGACUGCGCGACGAGCUCGGCUACAUCGCGCCGCCCAACAGGAAGCUGCCUCCCGUACCCGGCUCCAACUACAAUACCUGCGACCGUGUUAAACGUCAAGCUGUCAUCAUGGGCGCGCAUUCCACCUGGGACCCGCGCAGGCACCACUACGAGCGCGUGCGCAGACCGCGCCUGCGUCGUACCGGCUCCGGCGACACCAUCUCUACAGGUAUGGAAGACGAGAUCUGCCCCUACGCUACUUUCCAUCUGCUGGGUUUCCGUGAAGAGAUGGACCCGAGCAAGGCGCUGGCCUUCCCGCACCACCACCCCGGACACCCCGCGCACCCCGCACACGCCGCGCACACCCCGCACGCCGGCACCCUCGCGCACCCGCACCCGCAUCACCCCGCACACUCGCGCGCUGGAUCUCAGAGCAUGCCCCGAGCCAACAGCCGCUACGCUCGCAAGAACUCGCAAGGCGGACAGAGCGCCAUCUACUCCACGGCCCCCGAGUACGACGACCCCGCCACCUGCGCUGAAGAGGAUCAAUACCGCGCCCGCUACUCUCGCCCGAUGUACGCAUGCGGUCCUGAAUACGACGAGCCUGCCUGCUGCCAGCCCGAAGACGAACAAUACACCGGCGCUUACGGCACGCCAUACUCCGACCACUACGGCUCCCGACCCAGCAUUGGAACUCGCAAAUGCGGCAGCUCCCCCGAGCCUCCCCCACCCCCUCCCCGCAACGCCAACACCGACAACAACUGCUCCUCCUCCUUCAACGAGAGCAAGGACUCCAAUGAGAUCUCCGAAGCCGAGUGCGACCAGACCCGCAACUAUCCUGUCAGGGCCCACACUGCCAAGGACGGCUUGCACAGCGAGGAAAUGAGAAAACUCAUUGACAGACCAGAAGCAAACACCCCAAUCCCCCAGCAAGCAGUCCACGGCCGAGGGGGACUCACAGCCUACGAUACUGUGGCAGUGUAACCUGUAAACCUGCGCUAAAAUCUACUGCCAAUUCAACGCGACACAUAUUGCAAUUAAUUUAAGAAAAACGAUAAC